GCCCCUACGUGUGACGUGCAAUCUCAAAACCGUUAUGAAUGUGGAUGGCUGGGAAUCGAUGAACAAACCUGCUUGAAGAGAGGCUGUUGCUGGGAUAACAGCGAUCCAAACGCAAAGUUCUGCUACGUUAAAGGAAACUCACGUAAGCUUUGAUUAGGUGACAGUGCAGCUAAGAGAGACCGAGAGGCCCUGUAAAAAAGUUUGGUAACAGCGUUUUAGCCUGCGAAAACAUCCAUUUCUCCAUAUUGAUGACGCAAAUCAAUGUUUACAUAAUGAAUCCGGUAGUCAUGGUUUUGUCCAAUUUUGCGUGUCUUCUGGUCGAUUUUGGUGAAGUGUUGUGUUCAUCUGCCAACGAGCUCCAGCAAGACUCAAAUACUUCUUCUAGAGAAGACUAUAUUCCACAAAUAUUGACUGUGUUGUUAGAGAUUCUUCGCGUUUACAUUUGACCUUUGUGGCCUUUUGUCUUUUGUCUGUCAUUCGUAAACAAUGGCUAAAACAAUGUCACUACUCCGUCGACCAAUCAGCGCUUCUGACCGGAUUCCGGACAGAUUUUACGUCACCAGUAUGGAAUUUCUGUCGCUGAGUCGCAGACGUUCCUCCUCGCGAAACGUCCCCAGAGGCGAAGAGCGAGGAGAAACGGAUGUUUUCGCAGGCUACGGCGUUUUUGCGACUCAAAAGCCUCCAUACUCGCAAGUUUUCGAAACACGUCACAAACUUACGCGCUUAAAUAAGGGAAAUAUUUCACGUGCGUUUUGUCCAAAUCCAUAUAACUUCCCUUGCCUGAUUGGACGACUUUUUUUUAUCAACUGUUUUAAUACAUGAGCUUUUUUUUUUCCAAAUAUUUUCCAGUUAAAGGUUUUUUUUCAUUUUGAAACAAUUAAAGAUAAAUUUGCAUAAAUGGAAACCCACCUUUGUUACAGUACCAUACAAUAGAUAAUGCAACGUGAUACAAUAAGCUUUAAAUACAAAUAAUAUAUUGAUUUUUUUUCAAAACUAAAUUUUUCUGAGCCUGCAAUCACUUGAAUACCUUGAUUUGUCUGCGGAAAACUAUAAAAAACAUGUCUCCUCACAGUUGUGCACCUGAGCUCGCCAUAAAGUCAUGUGACACUGGUGAGCGGGUAUUCUAUGACAGUUAACAGCUGUUAAUUGAUCAUAACAUUGAUGUAGGGUAAGACACAGAACCAAAAUUUCUUAGAUGCGUGGAUAACCGAAUUUUCUUACCAACGGUGCUCCGUUGCGCUAGAGCUCCACUAUAAAUACUAACUAUUAUUUUGUUAAGAAUCAUCACUGGUUAAUUAAAGUUAUACGAAUGUUAAAAUCUGAACAGAUCUUCCUGAUGGACAUUGUCCCGUGGCUCCAUCUGAACGUGUGGAAUGUGGAUAUUAUUUGAUAACAAAGGAGGAAUGUCUUAACAGAGCAUGCUGCUGGGAUGAAACAGUUACAAUGCCCGGUGCUAGGUGGUGCUUCAAACAGCCGAGUAAGUUGAGUUCGUAAAGUAAAAGUCCACGGUACACGUUUAAUCAUGCUGUACAAAGUCAUACAUUCGGGGCUUAACUCGGUGGUGAAACGGCCAAAACAAAUACGUGCAACUUGUUUUGCAACAUUGCUGAAAACGAGUUGAAAACCGUUGUUGCUUGUUUUACCACCCGCGUUCAAACCUGCCUUGCAACAAAUCAGGUUCUUGAUGGUUGCAAACAUUUGUUGCAGAAAGUAGAGGGGUUCUACUCUUUGAAAAAACAUCUGUACAUGUUGCGCGAUUUAACGGCUCAACGGCUCGUCCCCACGGUUCACGGAAUUUUUUUUUUUUGUAACAGGAGUUUAGGCGUAGCAACCAACCAAAUUACGACAAGCAAUGAACACCUUACGAGUUUCAGUCUGCCAAUCAAAAAUAUCAUCUUUUCCAAAUGAGGACAUAACCCACGCAAUCUACAAAUAGAACAUGAUGUGAUAUUUUUCUUACUUAUGACAUCUCGGUCUUAAAUUAUUGACGACCCCAAUAACAUUUUUUAGACAUAAAAAUACAAGUAAUAGAGAGGAGAAGGGUGACGUCAGGUUACCAUUGUAGCAAAAUUUCUGGAUUACAACAAUCUUUCUUGACAGAGACGGCCAUUUGCAUUGUCGAACAAUGGAAGAAAAGUAUGGGCUGCCGUUUUGUUCCUGAGUGUGAUCAUGCACAGGAAAGUCAGACAUGUCAACCUUUUCGCUAUUUUCUGUCAUAUCUGCAGGACCACGGUUUGUUGAGACCCAGAAACCAUGGCAACCAAGGCAACGUGAUCCAACGACUUCUCCUCUCUAUGCUAUUUAUACAGUCUAGAAGCAGACUCGUACCCAGUCGCUAUUUAAGUGUUUUGGGGGGUGAGAGAAGAUUGGGGAUUAGGUUGAGGCGCGCGCAGGGUCUCAUGGGCUAUUUUUCCUUCUUCCCUUCCCAUGAGACCCUGCGCGCGCCUCAACCUAAUCCCCAAUCUUCUCUCACCCCAAAAAACACUUAAAUAGCGACUGGAUACGAGUCUGGUCUAACUGGCAGUGUUAGGUUAAUAGUCUGAUCAUCGUGUGUUGCUAUUAAUUUCUAGUUGAUAAUCCACCUCUUGGUUGCUACAUAUACCACGGUAUCGGAGGUACCUGCAAGUACGUAUGUGAUCAAAAUGAAAGGAAAAUGUACGGAAUGUCCCAGUGUAAAGGCCGUAUCUGUUGUUAUUAA
Molecule: messenger RNA, 2698 nt
Organism: Porites evermanni
Lineage: Eukaryota; Metazoa; Cnidaria; Anthozoa; Scleractinia; Poritidae
Source: the annotation of a GenBank genome assembly